AUGUCGACGACAAUUGGCAGCCUGAAAGCGGUGGUGCUGAAGAGGGCUGGGAUAGUUGUCGGCGUCGGCGUGGGCGCCUACAUCCUCCGCCUCUUGUUUCGACGAUGGCUACUCGCAAUUCGAGCCGGUGCAGCGUGUCAAGAACCCUCAACAGAAGCCAUAACGACAUUUGUGAAGCAACCUCCGCUCGCCACUUUUCGCCCGCUCGACGAUGUCGCCAGCAGUAGCGAGCAUGAGGUGGCGCGCAGCUUGCAGUACUGCCAAGGGAUGGUCUCCGAAUUGACAAAGGCCAUCCAAUCAUUCGCCGGCCAAGAUCGCGAAAAGGACGAGCUGCUCAGAAGCAUCCUGGCCCGAGUCCGAAUUCUGGAGACCGAUCUGGCGCAGAUCGUGCCCAACGCUCCAGCCGGCUAUGCGUGCGAGGCCCUCUCCAUCGACAGCCACUUCCACGGCGUCACGCGCGGCCGGUCGGGCUCGCUGUCGGUGCUGUCGGAUGACUCGUUCAUGUCGGCGCUGGAGGACAUCAACGUUGCCGACCAGGAUUGGGAGAAGAAGUACGACGUCAACAAGAACGAGCUGAUUCUCUACCAGACUGGCCUGAAGUUGGCCAAGGACGGAAAGAUUCACAUCCGCCAGAAUCGGUUCGAGGACUGCCACUGCGACAGCCCGGACGACUUUGCCGCCAAGGUCUACUGCAUCCGGAAAGCGCUCAAGAUAGUGACGGCCGAUGAGCGAAAAGUGAUGAGGCUGGUGAGCGCGGGCCGUCAGCUGCUCGGCGAUCUGCUCAGCAGUUGCGGACAGGACCCGGCCGCGUUUUAUAGGGCCUACGACAAGAUGGUGACGUUCCUGGAGGACGAGGACAACUGCAAGGACGCCGAGGACGAGCUGAAAACGCGAAAUGUCCACGAAUUGGGGCUGUGGGACGUGCUGAUGGAUUUCGUGCUGCUCGACGCGUUCGACGAGCUCAAGAACCCUCCGUCAUCCGUCUAUUCGGUCACGCGGAAUAGCUGGCUCUCGGAAAGUAUGAAGUACUCCACGAUCUCGACCGUCAUUUGGAGUCUUCUGAAGGCGAAGCGACAACGGCUCGUCCAAUCGGCCGGCUUCAUCGCCCAUUUCUACGAUAUUUCGGAGACAGUCUCCCCGGCGCUGACCCUGGGACUGCUGGGCACAAAUCAAGAGCGAAAGGAGCUGUGCCACUACUUUAAAGAACAGAUCGCCCAACUCGUCUGCGAAAUCUUCAACGAGGAGCGCGUCCGUUUCGGCGACGAGGUCGAGCUGGCCGAGGAUAUUUGGACGGUGAUCGAGUCGCGCGCCGAGACGAUGGUGUCCCGGCUCUCGCAACGA
This is a messenger RNA of Mesorhabditis spiculigera, 1341 nucleotides long. The record is from the annotation of a GenBank genome assembly. Lineage: Eukaryota; Metazoa; Nematoda; Chromadorea; Rhabditida; Rhabditidae.